UUUGGUCCACUUCCAUUCCUAAGAGUUGUAAAAAAUAUUGUGAUUCCUUCACUACUUUCACCUAGAAUAGAAAAUGCAACCAGACUUUGAGCUUGUUCUUUAUGUUGAGAAGGUUCCAGAAUAUGAUUGACUAGAUCUUUUUCAUAUUCUAAUACUGACCAGAUGUUAAUUAUUGUGGAGACUCUUUGUUUACUUUUACUGCAUAGCUUGAGCAAGAAUAAUUUCUAGUUCCUUUUUGAAUUAGUUCAAGGAAAUAUGAGAUGCUGAUAUUUACAUUCAUAUCUACUGCUUGAUAGAGAGGCCUUUCUUCAUUAUCAUUUGUUCUGGAAAAGCUGAGUUCUGCCAUUGAAGAACAUGGGUCCAGGGAAAGUUCAUCACAACAUGAAAGAGUACCACAAUCAUAAUUAAACAAAGUUAUAAGUUCAUAUUUUUCUUGGAAAAAAAUUAUUUUUUUAUCAAUCUCAAACAAUUCAUCUACUCUAUACAAGUUUCCGCUGUUGAUGAGUCUCUACUUUGUGUUCCUUGUAUGCUUAUGGAUGCUUUCAGUAACAUAUAUGAACUUUAUGUCCUUGUUUUUUCAGACAUGCUGGUUUUCUUAAUCUGAAAUUUGACAUUGAUUCUUUGACACAACAUUUUGAUUCAUGCAGGGACUUCAUGCACAUUGUUCUUGUUCACUAUCUUGAAGUCAAGGGUCAUAAACCGAGUUUCAGCCGCAAUAGAGAAGUUGAAGAUGUUCCCCAGGAUAACCAGGUGGAUAGUCCUGUCUCUUCUAAUUCCAUCACAAAUCAUAGUCAGCUGCCUUCACAAGCAACAGAUGUUGAAAGCCCUAUUAGUCUACACACUUCAGAGUAUGAAGAUGCUGAAUCAGCAGAUAAUUAUCCAACAAGUUCCAGAUACCACCCUUUCGUUAAGAUGCAGCAGUAUGAUGAUGGACAAAUGACGGGUGUUCAAUUUGUGGACUCUUAUGUUCCAGAUCCUUCCAUAGAUAGUCAAUGUGGUUUUCAGGAAAUACAUGAUGCUGAACCUAAAUCAGAUUUUUAUUCAGUUACUCAAGAGGACAUAGGUAGGGUAUUUAAUGAAACAGGUCUAGGGUUGACAUUUAUUGGGUCUAAAACACAGUUAGAUCUGGCAUCAUGGGAAGAAGUCCUAGAACAUUGUGCAACAUCACAUCAGAUGCCAUCUUUCCAGUCAUCAGCUGGUAUUACAGAGGUUACGACAGAGGAAAUUAGUAGUAAACAAACUUCUGUACAUGCAGACCUAUAUGCAGAGAAUCCUGGUACCAGGCAAGAUGACUCCAUUAUAUCAGACAAAUUUGAGUGGCAGCUUUCUAGUGCUGACACUGAUUCAGCUAUUAUAUCAACUAUUAACAUGGAAAAUGAGACUUCCAUUGAUGGAAGUGAUAAAUACACUUCCCUGGUAAAACAACCAACAUUGGACCUCUCCAGAGUACAAACUGAAGGCCUAAAGAAGUAUGAUAGCUUCUCAAGGUGGAUGAGCAAAGAGCUUGGAGAGGUUGAUGAGUCACAUACAAAAUCCAGUUCUGGAGCAUACUGGAGUGCUGUUGGAAGUGAUGGCAUUGUUGAAGAUUCUAGCAUUUCAAAUCAUGAGCCUUUGGAUGCAUAUAUAAUGAGCCUCUCACUUUCACAGGAUCAGCUUUUCAGUAUAAUUGAUUUCUCUCCAAACUGGGUCUAUGCUGGCUUGGAGACUAAGGUUUUAAUUAUUGGGACAUUCUUGAAGACUCAAGAUGUAGAAAAUUGUAAAUGGUCAUGCAUGUUUGGGGAAGUUGAAGUUCCAGCAGAGGUUGUAGGAGAUGGUAUUCUUAGUUGCCAUGCUCCUCCACAUAAAUCUGGAAGGGUUCCUUUUUAUGUGACCUGUUCCAACAGGUUGGCUUGUAGUGAGGUGAGGGAGUUUGAAUUCCGUGUAAGUGAUCCACACUGUAUAGAGAAUAUAGAUUCCUGCAGUAAUAACACAUAUGAAAUGCUUCUUCAUAUGCGUCUUGAUAAGUUACUGUCUCUGGGGCCACUUGACUCCCAAAGUUUAGAUUAUAGGAAGAAAGCUCAUUUGGGAGGUAAAAUCAGUUUAAUUAAAAUGGAAGCUGCUGAUGAUACUCUGCCUAAAAUAAGUCAAGAAAAUGGGUAUUCUGCUGACAAUGCAGAGUUGCUUGAAAUGUUAUUACAAGAGAAGCUGCAUAUUUGGCUUCUACACAAAUCUGCCAAAGAUGAUAAAGGUCCCAAUAUCUGGGAUGAAGAGGGGCAGGGCGUGCUGCAUCUAGCAGCUGCUCUUGGUUAUGAUUGGGCUAUAGAACCAACAGUGACUGCAGGUGUCAAUAUUAACUUCAGAGAUGCACAUGGGUGGACUGCAUUACACUGGGCAGCUUUUUGUGGCAGGGAGCGGACAGUUGGUGCUCUCAUUACAAUGGGUGCAGCACCUGGUUUAUUGACAGAUCCAACCCCUGAGUUUCCUUCAGGAAGAACACCUGCAGAUUUGGCAUCUGCAAAUGGUCACAAAGGCAUUGCUGGUUUCCUGGCAGAAUCAUCUUUGACUAGCCAUCUUUCUUCCCUCACUUUAGACCCAAAGGGCAGUGAUAUAGCAGACGUUGCCAGCUUGACAGGCAUUGAUGAUGCAGAACAGAGAGCUCUUGCAGUUGCUGAUGGAGAUAUGCAGGCUGGACUUUCGCUGAAGGAUUCAUUGAGUGCUGUUCGUAAUGCUUCUCAAGCUGCAGCUCGCAUUUACCAAGUCUUUAGGGUGCAAUCAUUUCAUAGAAAGAAAAUUGAGUCUGGAGGUGACAAGUCCGCUAUGUCAGAUGAGCGAGCGCUUUCACUUCUAUCUAUCAAGUCACAAAAAACAGGACAUUCUGAUAUGCCUAUGCAUGCUGCUGCCAUUCGUAUACAAAACAAAUUUAGAGGAUGGAAAGGGAGGAAAGACUUCUUAAUUAUUAUGCAACGGAUAGUCAAGAUCCAGGCUCAUGUACGAGGUCAUCAAGUCAGGAAGCGUUAUAAAAAAUUUGUGUGGUCAGUAGGAAUUGUGGAAAAAGUUAUACUGCGCUGGAGACGUAAAGGAAGUGGGUUACGUGGAUUUCGGUCUGAAGGCGUUUUGGAGGGCACUUCCAUGCAAUGUCAUCUUGCUAAGGAGGAUGAUUAUGAUUUCCUGCAAGAAGGCAGAAAACAGACAGAGGCUAGGAUGCAGAAGGCACUUGCGAGGGUGAAGUCUAUGGUUCAAUAUCCAGAAGCUAGAGAACAAUACCGAAGGCUUCUAACUGUCGUUACAGAAUUCCAGGAGUCUAAGGCUUUGCAAGAAAGCAUUAUGGAUGUAUCAGAGGAUGCUGCAGAUGCUCAUCUCAUGGUUGAGCUGGAAGAAUUAUUGGAAGGAGACACAGUAAUGCCAACUGUUUGAGAAGGGUCAUCUGAAUAAACUCAUCUAAACAUUUUCAUAUUAGCACCUCGAGUCCAUUAACUGCUACUGUAAAUCAUCCUUUACUAAUCAUGAGAAAUUAGAUACAUUUUAAGUAUUAGCAUUUGUACUACAUGUGUGUAACUGAUUUAUGAUGAACUUGAGUGUAGUUUGUCUCAUGGACAGAGCUGAGAGUUGUAUAGAAAGUGUCAUUUGUACCAUGGAGCAAACUAAGAGCUGCAUACUGGAUUAUGAUUUGCUUUGUCUGCAUUAUUGUUGGUUCUUUUA
Musa acuminata subsp. malaccensis (wild Malaysian banana) is the source of this 3678-nucleotide messenger RNA. The record is from RefSeq and is a predicted model, not a curated record. NCBI's taxonomy places the organism in Eukaryota, Viridiplantae, Streptophyta, Magnoliopsida, Zingiberales, Musaceae.